Molecule: messenger RNA, 1803 nt
Organism: Setaria italica (foxtail millet)
Lineage: Eukaryota; Viridiplantae; Streptophyta; Magnoliopsida; Poales; Poaceae
Exons: 2
Coding region: 149-1306 (385 amino acids)
Source: RefSeq, a predicted model, not a curated record
CCGACCCCGAGGCCGAGAUCCCAGCCCGCCCGCCGCGCCGGCGCAGUCCGGGGCCCUCCCUCUGCCCCCGCGUGUCCGAAUCCGGCGGCGUUUUGCCUCCCCGCCCGCCCCCGGCCCGCGCGGCCGGCGCAGCGUUGGACGCCGCGCCAUGGGGUCGGUGUCCCUGAACGUGGCGUCCUCCCGGCGCGGCGGCCGGCGCGGCUUGGCUUGCCUCUGCUCCCCCGCGCUGCUCAACCUCCUCGUCCUCCUCUCCCUCCUCUCCACCAACCUCCUCGCGCUCCUCGCCUUCCUCUCCCCGCGCGCCCACCCCCUUCCCGCCGCCGCCACCGCCAACCUCUCCGCCUCCGCCAUCUCCAUGCAGGUGGCCGCCAUCGCGCGGGAGAUCGACGCCACCCACCUCGUCCCGCACCGCGCGGCGGCGGACGGCGCCGCCCUGCCCCCGGAGCUGCUCCUCUUCCUCUCCCCGCACGCGCUCCCGCUCGGCCGCGACGCGCGCACGGGGCUCACCCACAUGCCGGCCUCCGUCGCGCACGCCUGCUUCCGCUCCCCGUCCACGCUCGCGCUACUGUCGGCCUUCGCCUCCUACGAGCCGCGCGGUGUCUGCCCGCGCAACGCCACCCUGCCGCACCGCCUCCUCUCCAAGGGCUGCGAGCCGCUGCCCCGCCGCCGGUGCCUCUCCCGGGGUCCCCGCGCGCCGCUCCCUUCCUCCAACAUGGGCGUCGACAGCCGCCGCUGGGUGAAACCGCGCCACGACCACGAGUUCCUCAUCGACGACGUCCUGCGGCUCGGCGGCGCCGCCUCCACUAAGAUCCGGAUCGGCUUCGACGUCGCCGGCGGCGCCGCCAACUUCGCCGCCCGGAUGAGGGAGCGCGGGGUGACCGUCGUCACCACCGUGCUCGACAACGCCGGGAAGCCCAUGAACGAGUUCGUGGCGGCGAGGGGCCUGUUCCCGCUGCUGCUCUCGCCGGCGCACCGGUUCCCCUUCUACGACGGGGUGUUCGACCUCGUGCACGUCGGGACCACCGCGUUGGACGAAGGCGGGGCGCCGGCGCUGGGGCAGGCGGGGACGGAGGAGGCACUGGAAUUCUUCAUGUUCGAUGUCGACAGGGUGCUGCGCGUCGGUGGGCUGCUCUGGGUUGACAGCUACAUGUGCCACAGCGAGGAACGGAUGAAGGUGGUUGUGAGGCUCAUUGGCAGGUUUGGUUACAAGAAGCUGAAGUGGGUUACAGGAGAGAAGGCUGGCACAGGGAGCACAAAGACGGCAAUGUAUCUCUCUGCGGUUUUGCAAAAGCCGGCACGGGGUUGAAAUCGAAUGGAUGGAUGGAUUAUUUGUUUUCUUCUUGAUCUGAGUGGGUUCUAGAUGGAACUUGAAGUUUUGAAGAUGGGGUUAAAGAUCUGCCAUGUGCAAACUCAGUUGGGUAGCUUACUCUUAUCCAAUUGUUUAAUUCCAGAAGAAGCAUGCAUGGAACAACCCAAGUUUUGAUUAUAGUAGAUAGCUACUGCUUCUACUUUUAGUGGUAUACUUGUUGAAUUGGUAGAUAUAUAUGUGGAUAACUGAAUGCGUGUUAUAGGAUUAUGUGGUGUUGUGAAAUUGUUUGCACACUGCACCUGGUAAUCUACAAUGGCAGUGUGCUUAAACACAUUAAGCUCGUGAAAUAGACUCUGUAAUCACUGUUUCUUUUAGGAUCAAUAUGGAAGUCUUCUGUAGCACUGAGAGAAAAAUUGUACUCUGUUUCUUAUGGCAAAUUUCACAGAACAUAGAGCCCAAUAUGUUGAAAGAGAAAUCUAUCAGGUUUCGUUAUA